Coniophora puteana RWD-64-598 SS2 is the source of this 753-nucleotide messenger RNA. RefSeq lists its product as uncharacterized. Lineage: Eukaryota; Fungi; Basidiomycota; Agaricomycetes; Boletales; Coniophoraceae. The transcript is spliced from 2 exons. The coding region runs from base 1 to 753 and encodes 250 amino acids. The record is from RefSeq and is a predicted model, not a curated record.
AUGAGCAGUCGACGUCUAGCACCGGCGGACAGGCCCACGUGGUCUCAUGAACAGCUAGAUCGUGAGCUUGCCAUAACACUCGGAUUUGCCCUUGACGCUUCCUCGGCUCUCGCUUAUUCCUCUGCCCUUAACGCCUACACCACCUUCUGCCGUAAACACGAGUUUCCUAUUAAACCUGCCCCAGAGACUUUUGCCCGGUUCAUCGUCUAUAUGCAACACUUUGUAUCUCCAAAAACGAUUAAUUCAUAUCUUUCUGGAAUCUGCAACCAACUCGAGAAUCUCUAUCCCGACGUCCGCUCAAUUCGCCGCUCUCCCAUGGUUGCCAAGACCAUGAAAGGCUCUUUUCGUCGUUUUCAAACGCCUUCGAACCGCAAAGAUCCGUUAUCUCGCGCGGAUCUGCUCCGUGCUUGCACCACUCUGAACCCGGCCACCGUUUUCGACGACGCGCUGUUUAUCGCUCAGCUUCUUGUUGGUUUCUACGCGUUGAUGCGCUCCGGCGAACUUGUACGUCCCGAUCGUAGGGAGCUACAUGAUUACAACAAACUAUCCAUGCGACACUCUGUCAAAAUGUCAACUUCCUCGAUUUCGUUCACUCUCCCGCGUCACAAGGCGGAUACUACCUUCGAAGCUCUCGCCGAAGAUGGCGUGCCGUUUGACCAGAUUCAAGCGCUAGGGAGAUGGUCUUCUGAUGCUUUCAAGAUUUACAUCAGGAAGCACCCCGCCCUUCUCGCGUCUGCCAUGCUCGCGCGCUAG